AUGCCGUCCGAAGUCUCCGACAUCAAGCAGUUCAUCGAGAUCUGCAGGCGCAAGGAUGCCAGGUCUGCGCGCAUAAAGAAGAACAAGAAGGCCGGCAACAUCAAGUUCAAGGUCCGAUGCGAGCGCUUCAUCUACACCCUGGUCCUUAAGGACACCGACAAGGCCGAGAAGCUCAAGCAGUCUCUCCCCCCGGGUCUCACCAUCUCCGACGUUGGCAAGAAGAACCCCAAGGGCAAGCGAUCCGCAUAA
This is a messenger RNA of Paraphaeosphaeria sporulosa, 249 nucleotides long. Its product is annotated as ribosomal protein L38e. NCBI's taxonomy places the organism in Eukaryota, Fungi, Ascomycota, Dothideomycetes, Pleosporales, Didymosphaeriaceae. Gene Ontology annotation, molecular function: structural constituent of ribosome. The transcript has 3 exons. The record is from RefSeq and is a predicted model, not a curated record. Gene Ontology annotation, biological process: protein-RNA complex assembly; translation. Gene Ontology annotation, cellular component: ribosome; cytosolic large ribosomal subunit. Bases 1 to 249 code for a protein of 82 amino acids.